GAAGAAGAAAACCUCGGACUGUUCUCUGGAUUCAAUCUCAUUAUCUUUCACGUAAAGUCUUUAUUUUCUGUUAACCAUUUUGUAGAAAAUUCCAGUAAAAUUUAAGGAGCUGCAAGAGGUAGAAGAUGGCGAGCAAGUUGUUAGCAUUGGCAUGCAUAGGGAAGGAGAGUUAUGGAGAUUUGUCGCCAAGGCCUCAUUAUCCAUCGAUGCCUAAGUACCCGAAAGGGAUAUCGGCACAAGUGCAGGGGUCAGAGGCCAGGGCAAUCUUUUCUGUCAUCGGAAUGACAUGUUCCGCCUGCGCCGGAUCCGUCGAGAAGGCUGUCAAGAGGCUUCCGGGAAUCAAGGAAGCCGUCGUCGAUGUUUUGAACAACAAGGCACAAGUUCUCUUCUACCCAAGUUUUGUUAAUGAGGAGAGCAUUCGGGAGGCCAUUGAAGAUGUUGGAUUUCAAGCUGCAUUGAUUGAAGAUGAGACAAAUGAGAAAUCCAUUCAAGUAUGCCGAAUACAGAUUAAUGGAAUGACGUGCACGUCUUGCUCCUCCACUGUUGAAAACGUUUUGCAGGCAAUUCCUGGUGUGCAAAAGGUCCGAGUUGCUUUAGCAACUGAAGAAGCAGAAAUUCAUCAUGAUCCAAAAAUUGUGACCUACAAUCAACUUAUGGAAGCAAUAGAGGACACUGGAUUCGGGGCCAUACUUGUUAGCACGGGAGAAGACAUGAGCAAGAUUAAUCUUCGUGUUGACGGUGUAAGGACUGAUAAUUCAAUGAGAAUGCUUGAAAAUUCCAUUCAAGCACUUCCAGGAGUUCAAGUUGUAGAAAUAUCACCUGAGCUCAAAAAGAUUUCAGUCUCAUACAAACCGGAUAUGACAGGACCGAGAAACUUUAUCAGAGUGAUAGAUUCAACCGGGAGUAGCAAGCGUUUCAAGGCAACUAUAUUUCCCGAAAACGAAGGAGGUGGAAGGGAGUCUUAUAGAAAGGAGGAAAUCAAGCAGUACUUCAGAUCCUUCCUGUGGAGCUUGAUUUUCACUACUCCUGUAUUUUUAACUUCCAUGGUGUUCAUGUAUAUCCCAGGAAUUAAGCAUGGUUUGGAUACCAAAGUAGUCAACAUGCUAACUAUAGGUGAGAUUAUAAGGUGGGUGCUAGCAACUCCUGUGCAGUUCAUAAUAGGGCGGCGGUUCUAUACCGGAUCCUACAAAGCAUUGCUCCAUGGCUCUGCCAAUAUGGAUGUUUUAAUUGCAUUGGGGACUAAUGCAGCCUACUUUUAUUCUGUAUACACUGUGAUAAGAGCUGCUACCUCUCCAGAUUUUGAGGGUACCGAUUUCUUCGAGACAAGCGCAAUGCUUAUAUCAUUUAUUUUACUUGGUAAGUAUCUGGAGGUUCUGGCCAAGGGAAAGACAUCUGCGGCCAUUGCGAAGCUUAUGAACCUUGCACCUGAGACGGCAAUAUUGUUGACUUUGGAUGAGGAUGGAAAUGUGAUAGGUGAAGAAGAAAUCGACAGUCGAUUGAUACAAAAGAAUGAUAUUAUCAAAGUUAUACCCGGUGCAAAAGUAGCUUCAGAUGGUUUUGUUUUGUGGGGGCAAAGCCACAUAAAUGAAAGCAUGAUAACAGGAGAGGCACGACCAGUGGCAAAGAGGAAGGGUGAUAUGGUUAUUGGAGGCACCGUCAAUGAGAAUGGAGUACUGCAUAUUAAGACAACAAAGGUUGGUUCAGAAAGUGCACUUGCGCAGAUUGUUCGGCUUGUCGAGUCUGCUCAGAUGGCCAAAGCUCCAGUGCAGAAGUUUGCUGACCGCAUUUCCAAAUAUUUCGUUCCUCUGGUGAUUAUGCUUUCAUUUUCGACAGGGCUUGCAUGGUUUUUAGCAGGAAAGUUUCAUGGCUACCCAGAAUCAUGGAUACCACAUUCUAUGGAUAGCUUUGAGCUCGCACUUCAGUUUGGAAUCUCUGUCAUGGUCAUAGCCUGUCCAUGUGCCCUUGGCCUUGCAACCCCAACUGCUGUUAUGGUUGGUACCGGCGUUGGUGCAUCUCAAGGCAUAUUAAUUAAAGGAGGUCAAGCAUUGGAAGGUGCACAUAAGGUAAAUUGCAUUGUAUUUGACAAGACAGGGACUCUCACAGUUGGAAAGCCAGUGGUUGUUAACACACGACUCUUGAGAAACGUGGUGCUACAUGAAUUCUACGAACUUGUUGCUGCAACUGAGGUAAACAGUGAGCAUCCGUUAGCCAAGGCCAUCAUCGAGUAUGCCAAGAAGUUCCGAGAAGAUGAAGAGAACCCUGCGUGGCCAGAGGCAUGUGACUUCAUCUCUAUUACAGGUCAUGGAGUGAAAGCCAUUGUGAGGAACAGGGAAGUGAUUGUGGGAAACAAGAGCUUGAUGUUGGACUACAACAUUUCUAUUCCAGCUGAUGCUGAAGACAUGCUAACAGAGACGGAAGGGAUGGCACAAACCGGCAUUUUAGUGUCGAUAGACGGGGAAGUGACUGGAGUCCUCGCCAUAUCCGAUCCAGUGAAACCAGGUGCUCAGGAAGUUAUUUCCAUUCUCAAGUCUAUGGAUGUAAGAAGCAUCAUGGUGACUGGUGACAAUAUGGGAACUGCAAGUUCCAUUGCUAGGCAAAUUGGAAUCGAAACUGUCAUUGCAGAAGCCAAACCCGAACAAAAAGCCAAUAAAGUUAAAGAAUUACAGGCGGAAGGUUAUGUUGUGGCAAUGGUAGGGGAUGGCAUCAAUGAUUCACCGGCACUUGUGGCCGCUGAUGUCGGUAUGGCAAUCGGCGCUGGCACAGAUAUUGCUAUAGAGGCAGCUGACAUUGUUCUGAUGAAGAGCAACUUAGAGGAUGUGAUCACUGCCAUACACCUUUCCAGGAAAACCUUUUCUCGUAUCCGCCUCAACUAUAUAUGGGCUUUGGGGUAUAAUAUUCUUGGGAUUCCGAUAGCUGCUGGAGCUCUUUUUCCAUCUACCGGAUUUCGUUUGCCUCCAUGGAUUGCUGGAGCUGCCAUGGCUGCCUCCUCUGUUAGUGUUGUUUGCUGCUCCCUCUUAUUAAAGAAUUACAAGAGACCCAAGAAGCUGGAAAACCUUGAGAUAGGUGGAAUAAAGAUUGAAUAACAUAUGAUAAAAAGCUCUAUAUCCAGUGUUUUAUGUGUGUAGUAUGUAUAUACCAGUCACACACGCACACACACAUAUAGGUUUAGGGGUGUGCAAUUUGUCAAGUAAAUAAUAAAGCUAUUAUGAAUAGAGUGCUGCCAAAUUCUGUACAUAUGUUGGGGUUUUUAUGAUUUUCAAUGUAUGCUUAGUUUAAA
Molecule: messenger RNA, 3277 nt
Organism: Hibiscus syriacus
Lineage: Eukaryota; Viridiplantae; Streptophyta; Magnoliopsida; Malvales; Malvaceae
Product: probable copper-transporting ATPase HMA5
Exons: 7
Coding region: 126-3083 (985 amino acids)
Biological process (GO): monoatomic cation transport
Cellular component (GO): membrane
Molecular function (GO): ATP binding; copper ion binding; ATP hydrolysis activity
Source: RefSeq, a predicted model, not a curated record